GUCAGGACAGACACGUCCCUCUGGUUUAUAAAGAACCCAACUGAGAGCGGCUCAACAAGACCACCAUGACACAGCUCAUUCAGGGAACAGCGAGUGGUGGCGAGUGGUGCAAGUUUGGCGUCUUGCAACGCGGAUAUGUAGGCCUAUCCGAAAACAUCUACAGGAGCAGCGCUGUGAUUCCUCAGGUAAGCAUGGUGGAUUGGGGUACUUCCAUUGAGUUUGCUGGCAUUUCAGCUAACACAAAUAUUUCUGCUGGUUUCACGACUGUGGGGGACACGACAAUACGGACGGUGGCCGGUACCAGGAGAGGAGAAAGGAGUGGGCGGGCUGCCGGAGACCGCUUACCAGGUGUAGAGGCUGGGUGCUCGGGAAGAGGUCCCAAAGAGGUGGCGGCUGGUGCAGCUGUCAGCCUCGGCUUGAGGAGCAGUCUCGGCGGGGAGGCAGCGGUUGAAGCGGCGGGUUGUCCGUGGAGCAAUCUUGGACAGAUGGUGACUGAAACGACUCAACACUCGGAGGAUAACGUUAAUCACCGGAAUGUGGACGAUACUGGGGGAAGACCACUGUGAGGGUGGUUGGUUGUUCAGGGACCCCGAUGUUCUGAAGGGAUUCAGACACUCAAACAUGGACAAUAAAAUGGACUGGAAGGCCCUGAACAAGGACACUGUGAUAGAAAUGUCCAGAUUUAACACACCAUCGACACUACACUGAGAGUCGACGCUGCUGAGGAGCUGCAGUGUGAUACAUUUUUAUGUCUUCUCUUACAUAUAUUUUUGGAUCUUGUUCUAUUAUAUUGUAAUCUGUGAUAUUGAUAGAGGAUGAUUUUAUGGUAGUGAUAAUCUUAGUAAGAUAUAAUAGUUUGAAUUAGUUUUUGAGUUUUCUUUUACUGCAUGAGUAAUACUUAAAUUUUACAAUAUUUUCUUUAUUUUAAUUGUUUUAGAAUGAUGGUUUCUGAUAUGGGGUAAAUACACUGGGACCUCAGAUGUUUUCUUUUUUCUCGGGUGUUUAGGGAUAUUGGUGCUAGACAGGGAGAGGUCCACUGGAAGGUGCGAUGGGUUGACCAGCUUGAAUUUGGACAUUUUAUGAUUUUAUUUACUGAGGUUUCCACAUGUAUUUGUUCAACUCGUAUCCCUACACAAAAUGUUAAAAUUCCUCCUUUUUAAAUUGGUCUGGCGUACUAUAUGUGGUCGCCUAAGGCAGAGGGGCCGUGAGAGAAUUUUUCCUGUCUAGAUUGUUUGAUGGACAUUUCAGGAAAGACAGCUGCCUGACAGGUUUUCGCUCUCGCACUCCAUAAAGUUGCUGUAUUAAGGUUAUGCUGUAGGCAGCACUGUAGGAGGAACUGUUAUUUUUGUCAAAACUGCAAGUAUGUAUGUAUUACUCUUUAUUUUUCGAGACUCUGUGUAGUCUCGAAGGGGGGAAAUAUGUAGUAUCUGACGUGCCACAUGUUAUGUGAUGGCCUGGGUCUUUCAUGAUCAGUUAGGGGCCCAGGUCAAGGAUAGAUAAGCUAGGUGAAAGGUUGGAUUUCAUCUAGAUUGUCUUUCUGUCACCUGUCACAUUUUGUCUCAAAGUUCACAAAAACAACCGAACUCUAUAUAGGCAGAGUACUUGGAGCUGUUUUUCAGAGCAGUUCAUAUUGGCUUCGAACACUCUCCCAGGCAAUCUAGGUGCUUGAUUUGAUGCUGUACUUCUUGUAAUAAACCUUUUCUAUAUACAAGCAAGAUGGUGUCAGCGGAGUCUCCUUCAUCACCUUCACAUCAUCGCUAUUUAAUAAACAACAAGCACACUCUCGAGUGUAAUAAUGCUUAAUUUACAAUUUAAUUCCUCUAAAACUGUUGCUAUGUUUUUUUGCCAAAACAAACAAAUCAUGCACAGAACCUGACGUUUUUUUUUUUGUUGUUUUUUUUUUAGUCCUACUGUACUUUCUAUUAUUACUGUUUUAUUGAUGUAUAUGGCCUUGUUGUCCUGUUGUUUGUUGCUGUCCUGUUUUUAUGUGUUUGGCAUUAAUUGCCGCAGGGACGAAAGAUGGAAAUUAGCCAUUGGCUACAAUCUUGCAUAUUUACACUUGUGUGUUCAUCAAUAUGUACUGUCCCUGUUUUAAAAAAAAAAAUAAAGUCAAAGUCAAGUCAAACUUCAUGUUAAAAAAGUCAGCAAAAUUCUCAAAUUUACACUUGCAAAUUUCAGGCAUCUCAGAAAUCAUAUGUUUACAGAAGCUGCAAAAAUGUACAUGUUCUCUCUCAUAAUAUCUCAUAUUAUUUACUGUUUAUCAACCUGGGCGACUGCAAACUCCACUAUUCUAAAUCCAGUCACAUCCUUAUAUAAACAAGCUCUCAAAGUUCUGGAUAAAAAAUCACAAUCCUUUCAUCAUUGCACAAUACUCGAUAAAUAUAAGCUUCUAAACUGGAACAGUCUUGUCAUUUUCAUAAACUGCUGCCUAUUGUACAAAAUCCAUCACAGCCUAGCUCCACCUCCACUCUGCAGCCUUGUACAGUUUAGAUCACUUGUAACAAGUGUCACCAGAGGGGCAGCUAGAGGAGAUUGUGAGAUCCCAUUCAGGAAAACUUAAUUUGGCCAAUCAGUUUUUACCUAUAGGACAGGUAACGAGUGGAAUACAAUAUAAGACAGUCCAUCUCAUACAGCUCAUUUAGAAAAAGCUAAAGGAAUGGCUAAUUGACAACCAGAUCUGUCAACAUUAGUGCCUGCACCCCCUGUAGUACAUGGUUUAUCAGUUUGUGUGUGAAAUUUGUUGUUGUCGUUGUUGUUGAUAUGAAUUCUUGCCUUGUCUGGUUGGGGGAUAUAUACACCCUUGUGUGGCUGAGGGUAAUGAGAGCUUGUCACUGGUAGUGGACCGGACCGUGUGUGUAUGUGUAUAUAUAUAUUUGUAAUGUUACUGUUUUCUAAAUAUUGUACCUAUGACGUGUAUUUCUUUUACUGUAAUUGUUUUUGUUGUUUUUUUACCAGGUCACUUAGCCGUGUUCUUUCUGGCAGGGGGACUGCCAAUGGAAAUUAGCCUUUUGACUACAAUUGGGUGCAUUUACAUUUUAUUUUUAAAAUGUUCAUUAAUGUACA
Molecule: messenger RNA, 3063 nt
Organism: Epinephelus moara (kelp grouper)
Lineage: Eukaryota; Metazoa; Chordata; Actinopteri; Perciformes; Serranidae
Exons: 3
Coding region: 66-566 (166 amino acids)
Source: RefSeq, a predicted model, not a curated record